Cottoperca gobio is the source of this 1734-nucleotide messenger RNA. It is a transcript of the gene eif1, whose product is annotated as eukaryotic translation initiation factor 1. The transcript is spliced from 4 exons. Gene Ontology annotation, biological process: translational initiation. Bases 152 to 493 code for a protein of 113 amino acids. The record is from RefSeq and is a predicted model, not a curated record. NCBI's taxonomy places the organism in Eukaryota, Metazoa, Chordata, Actinopteri, Perciformes, Bovichtidae. Gene Ontology annotation, molecular function: translation initiation factor activity.
AAGAGCUCCAUUUUGUGAGAGCUGUCGAAGCAGAGCCGAGCACCGUCCCCGCGAACAGGCGACACCUACAAUCGACAAAUAAAAGUCACAGUUAGCCGACGUACCGCUCGCUAACCAAGUUAUUAUCCGAAAGGAAAGCCAAUCUUAUCGUAUGUCCGAUAUCCAGAACCUCAAAACUUUUGACCCCUUUGCUGAUGCAACUAAGGGUGAUGACCGCCUCCCAGCCGGGACAGAGGACUAUAUCCACAUAAGAAUCCAACAGCGGAACGGCAGGAAGACCCUCACCACUGUCCAGGGCAUUGCCACCGACUAUGACAAGAAGAAGCUAGUCAAGGCCUUCAAGAAGAGGUUUGCAUGCAAUGGGACAGUGAUUGAGCACCCAGAGUAUGGUGAAGUGAUCCAGCUUCAGGGAGACCAGCGCAAGCAUAUCUGCCAGUUCCUCAUUGAGAUUGACCUGGCCAAGGAGGAGCAGCUCAAAGUCCACGGCUUCUAGAAGCUGCUAGCAGCCCUCUCCCCUUCUCUCCUAGAAGGCCAUUAAACUCCCCCCCUCUCAUAUGUGCUGCUGUUGCUCUUCCUCCCCCCUCUCCCCUCUUUGCAUCCCCACCAGCUCCUAUUAGCUAACACGUGAAUUACCUCUGACAAACAUGGGAUUCUGGAACACCACCGCCCCAUUACUACACCAGGGGGCAGGCUCGCGCUCACAAAGACACACCACUGCAGCUCCACACAACAUCAGGGAUGAGUGGUGAUGACCCUCCCACACACUUCCUCCUUCCUUUUCCCCUGUUUUGUUUUUCCUUUUUUUAAAUUUCUUUUUAGGUCUUGUGCCACAACAAGGAGGCACGGUUUCAUGUAACUUUUUUGUUUUGUACUUUAAGGUGUUUGAAUAAAACGUUGAGUCUCCACAUGUUGGAGUGGUGUUGUGGGGAAUAGGGGCUGGGUUUGCACAGGAAGGUCAUAGACUUUAUAACUAAACUGCUGCAGUGGGAACAUUUAGAAGAACUGCAGGUGGGAGUGGGGGACAGGGGGAAUGUUUCGGGAAGGCAUUUGCUGCAGAAGUCAGUCUCUGUAGUUUGCCAACUUAAGUGACUUCCCUCUUUUCAGUCUGCUUCAUAUCCCACUUGGCUGUGUUUCCAUGCCCAGCCGCCUGCUCUCAGGCUACAGAGCAGAUUGUAAAGUACUGACUUCUUCACCGCCUCAUCCAGGAAAUUUGUGUUUUGCUCUUACCAUAUAAUGGCACAUUUUUCUAAUUGUUUUUUUUGCUGCCAAUCCAAGUAUUAAAACUAAGCGGCCGUUCAGUGGUCUUUCUUUGGUUAAAGCGAGGCCUGUAAAGCAGAAGGCUGCGUGGGUUUAUUAUGUGAUCGGUGAACCCUCCAGAGUGGGAAGUGAAAUCUAAUACUGGUAAUAUUUGGCUGUUGCUUAGUUGACGUAUGCUUUUUGGAUUUACUGGUAAAUGAAUUGAGUUUCCUACUCUGGCCUGCGACCAGCCUUCUGGUGUGGUCUGUAAACAAAUUGAGUACCAACCCUACGGUUAUGAACACUUGAAUCUUUAAUUUCCUACAAUGCAAUAAUUUAUAAACCUGAGUAACCUAAAUAAACCUAAGUUGCUGAGGUAAUACAGUAUAAAAUUCAAGCCAUGGCCGGGUCGCACUGCUCUUGUGACAGGGUGAUGGAGAGCAAGUCUGUUUUGCAAAAUCCACAUUUGGUUCAAUAAAAUGUCUGCAGUUGAGCAUG